Messenger RNA from Cryptomeria japonica (Japanese cedar), 2899 nucleotides. RefSeq names its product B3 domain-containing transcription repressor VAL2. The transcript is spliced from 10 exons. The coding region runs from base 502 to 2304 and encodes 600 amino acids. The record is from RefSeq and is a predicted model, not a curated record. NCBI's taxonomy places the organism in Eukaryota, Viridiplantae, Streptophyta, Pinopsida, Cupressales, Cupressaceae.
GAGAUUGCUGAGACAUUAUGCGUACGGAUGUAGAUAGCAGAGGGAUCUUGCAAGUACUUAGUACUCGCAAGAUUCUGACUUCACUUUUCUCCGCCAUGGCAAGUGCAACUCUAUCAUAAUUACAACCGUUUUGGCAAAGGUUUUUCGAAAUAUCACAACGCCAAUGGCCGCCAAGCUCAUUUUCAAAUAAUCUUCCAUUUUUUUCAAGUAGGGACUGUCAGACGGGGGAGAAAAAUAAGCAGCAAUGUCGGCCGCCAAAGUUUGCUUAAAUAUAAGAUGCGGUGCCACAUCGAGUGUGGAGUGGAGAAGUGGAUGGCUUCUCCGGUCGGGACAAUUCGCCGAUCUUUGCGAUUCUUGCGGUUAGGGAGAUGCUGCCUAGGUACUGUGCUGUAAAACUCAGGAAACCUUUUAUCCAAGAAGCAGCAAUAUGGGAGCUUAUCUCUGCCCUUCUGCCAAAGUAGAACCUCUUUGGCAUAUGCUAACUGGUCCGCCUUUGAGCAAAUGAGAUUUUGUGAAAUAUUUCACUCAGAUGAUACUGGUUGGAGGACCUGCAAGAUGUGUAAAAAGCGUGUCCAUUGUGGGUGCAUUUCGUCUAUCAAUUUAUUCAUGCAUCUUGAUGGUGGAGGCAUUGAAUGCAUUCUUUGUGCCAGGAAAAGGGGCAGCCAUAUUUCAGCCUAUUUUUCAUCAAAUUCACAAUCAGAAGGGGUUCCUUUGAGAAUUGAAGAUGCCAACAUACAGGACAGCAUGUUUCAGUUUAGCUUUUGGCCCAAUAACAACCAUAGUAUGCAUGUUUUAGAGGGGAUUACACCUUGUAUGCAGCCUGUGCAGUCGCAAGGUGACAAUACAGUGAACUUCAGUCAGCUCAAACUGGAAGAAAAUAUAAUCAUGGGUUUCAGAAAGGCUUCAAACUCCAAUGCCCAGGUUGGUCUAACUUCAAAAAUUGGCAACGGAGCAUCUCCCAGCAAGUUUUCUGAUCGUGGAAUAAAUGAAAACAUGUCUGUAAAUACUGAUUCGUCUGAGAUUGUACAUUAUCCUGGGAAGCGAAAAGCAGAUUCUCUGAAGGAGGAGUUUAUAUGUCCAUUCAAUGAUUCGGAUACAUACAGUAAAUGGUAUAAAAAUAAUUGUGCUGGAGGAAAAUCAAAAGAAAGGCAAAUUUUGCAGUCAGUAUUGCUAGGGGAUAAACUGCAGAGCCAUAAUCUUGGCACUAAAAACAAGAGGUUGCGGAUAGAUAAUGAAGAUGCAUUAGAGUUGAAAGUAACGUGGGAAAAAGCUCAAAACUUGUUUUGCCCUCCUUUAAUGGCUGUCCCAAGUGUUGUCAUCAUUGAAGGGCAUGAAUUUGAAGAAUAUGAGGAGCCUCCAAUCUUUGGCAAGAGGAUGUCUUCUCCUUCCAAGCGAUUAAGGGCUCCCUCAUCUCCACCUUGUGAAGUUAGCUCUGGAGAUCUUGAUAAACUUCCUGAACAAAGUAUAGGAACAAAAAGGAGAAACGUUUCUGAUAGUCAUUCAGGCCCAGUGAACUCUUGUGGUCUGGAUGCUCCAGCCAAUGCAGUCGCUCUUGGGGAGAAAAUUACUGCAUCGUCCUUGGUCAGUCCCACAACAAAACACCCUCGACACAGACUGGGAUGCACGUGCAUUGUUUGUAUUCAGCCUCCCAGUGGAAUGGGACCAAAACAUAAACCUUCUUGCACCUGCAAUGUUUGUAUUACUGUCAAACGUAGAUUCAAGACACUUAUGAUGCGGCGCAGAAAAGAAGCAGAAAAUGCAAGGAAGAAGCAUAAUUCUUUGAAUGAGCAGAAAGAUGUCAACAGUGGUGAGAGAAAGGAAUCUGAUGUGCAUUCUGAUUUUGAGAAUGAAUUCGUGUGGGAAACUCCAGCACCAUUUUGCAAGGAGGGGAUUACCAAAAGUCAUGAUUAUCCAGGAAAUGAAGUUAAAUUGCCUUCAAAUCUGAACUUAGAUGCUUCUUGUAAGGACAAUGAAGGUGUGAAAGAAGAUUAUUUAGUGAGCAAAGGCCGAAUUGAUUUGAAUAGUCAACCAGGAAGUGAGGAGGAAGAAUUACUUGAGAUUGAUCGAGAAAUAGCAGUUGGGGUUCUUGAUAAUUAUUCUUUGCCUCUUGAUAUGUGCAUAAAACAACAUGAACUUCCAAGUUUGAUAUACCCUCCCCAGAUAAGCACUGCAUUGGGAUUUCAACAAAGUUCAAGUGAAGAAAUAGUUGAAGAAACUUCCAGGGUUCAGAAUGAAGAUCAUAUCAUGAAAGGAGAGUUCAUUUCAAACAUAACUGAAAAUGAUGCCAAAUCAAUCUCUAUUUAGAUAAAUUUACAAGAUGCACCUCCUUCAUUUGCAGAUUGUUUUUCAAAUAUCUGCACCUCAACAGGGAAUCUGUACUUCUGGAUUACACAUAAUCGGGUUACAACAAUAUCUGAUGGAAUAACAGUUUGUAAGAUUAUAUGUUGUUACUGGGGGUUUCCAAUCAGAUCCCUGAAACAAUUUUUCUUUAGGAAGGCUUGUCUAUGCCAUGGUAACUUUUUAUGUUCACGCAAGGGAUGAUUGCCAAUCAUCUGACCUGGAAACUCUCUUAUAUUAGCCACAUCCAUGGAAAAUGAGCUACCGUGCUGCAUCCUUCUUUAACAGCAACAUGCCUUAAUCCUUACAUAUGACUAUCCUCAUAUAAGAUAAGAAGUUGUGAAGGAAGUAUCUAAAUUUAAUCUACAUUGUAUUUCUACUAAUUUUAAUUUCCAUUGGGGUACUUGAAACUCUUGCCAGAAUUCGAUUCUGAUGUAAUGAAGCACCGGGUUAUCCUAUAAGCUUCAGAUAAUAUGUAUUUUACAUAUUAGAAUGUACAUUUUUUAACUAAAAUUUCGAAAGAUAUCAUCUGAAGGAAUUUAAGUGGGUUUGUUUCCAAAAA